AUGGCUUCUUCUAGUGGGACAUCCUCAGGUUCUUCCAUGCUUCAAAACUCUGGUUCUGAAGGAGACUUGCAGGUUCUGAUGGACCAGAGAAAAAGAAAGAGAAUGAUUUCCAAUCGUGAAUCUGCAAGGAGGUCUAGGAUGAGAAAGCAGAAGCACUUGGAUGAUUUGAUGGCUCAGAUGGCUGAGCUGAAGAAGGAGAACAAUCAGAUCAUCACCAGCGUGAACAUCACAAGCCAGCAUUACAUGAACAUUGAGGCAGAGAACUCUGUUCUCAGAGCCCAAGCGGAUGAGCUUAACAACAGACUGCAGUCUCUGAAUGAGAUUGUGAGUGUCUUGAAUGCAAGCAAUGGGGUUUUUGCUGCUGGAGAUUCAAGCAGCUUCAAUGAGCCCACUGACAGCUUCUUCAACCCAUUGAAUCUGUCAUAUUUGAACCAGCCCAUCAUGGCUUCUGCUGCAGAGAUGUUUCAUUACUGA
Messenger RNA from Prunus armeniaca (apricot), 474 nucleotides. Lineage: Eukaryota; Viridiplantae; Streptophyta; Magnoliopsida; Rosales; Rosaceae. The record is from the annotation of a GenBank genome assembly.